Messenger RNA from Capsicum annuum, 790 nucleotides. RefSeq lists its product as uncharacterized. NCBI's taxonomy places the organism in Eukaryota, Viridiplantae, Streptophyta, Magnoliopsida, Solanales, Solanaceae. The coding region runs from base 88 to 606 and encodes 172 amino acids. The record is from RefSeq and is a predicted model, not a curated record. The transcript has 3 exons.
AUGUUCUUCCUCAACACACACAAAAAGAAAAACAAAAAAAAAAACAAAAAAAAAAAGAAAAACUAGAGAAUAAAAAAAGGAUAGAAAAUGGUUUUCUCGAUUAAAUACACCAUGCUUUUCUUUGCUAGCACCCUUUUGCUUCAAGGCGCUUUGGGAGAUUUGGUGUGUGAGGAAUUGCCAACAAAUGUUUGCGCAUUCGCGAUCUCAUCAUCAGGGAAGAGAUGUUUGUUGGAAAAAUCCGCAGGGGAAUAUGGGAAUGUUGAGUACCAAUGCAAGACCUCUGAAGUUGUUGUGGGAGAAAUGAAGGAACACAUUGAAACAAAGGAAUGUGUUAAUGCUUGUGGUGUUGACAGAAACUCUAUUGGAAUUUCUUCUGAUUCAUUGUUCGAGCCUCGGUUAGCUGCCAAGCUUUGUUCCCCUGCGUGUUACCAACACUGUGCUAACAUUGUUGACCUUUACUUCAAUUUGGCUGCUGGAGAAGGAGUGUAUUUGCCAGAUCUAUGCAACCAAAAUAGGAACAAUCCACACCGUGCAAUGAUUGAGCUAUCAAGCAAUGGAGCUGCUUCUGAAGAUGUUGCUUAUGCCCCUGCUCCUUAUUCCUACUAAUUUACUUACUCUAAUUUUCUAAAUUAGUAAUAGAUUCAGAAACAACCUGUCUAUCCUUACAAGGAAGAAGUAAGACUUUGUACACACCAUUUUCUCCAAAUUCUGUUUGUGGGAUGCACAGGAUAUGUUGUUGUUGUAAUAACAUGUACUAAGGUUAAUAAAAUAAUCACGUCUCAAAUUUUCA